UGUUUUAAGGGUUUGGUCUUUUGUUACUUUCUCAGUUAUUAUUAAAUUUCUGUGUGUGCCUUUCAAGAUUCAUAUGUAUGAAUGAAUAUCUAUGAUUUGAUAUAUGAUAUAUUUGUUAAAUAAACACCAUUAAGCUCAAUAUAAAUUCAAGUAGUACUACUAUUUUAGCCUAUAUUUGGUAUUACGUUGAGUAAGUCAGAAUCACAGUGAUUCACUGUAAUUUUGUAAAAGCUACACUCUAUAGCUUUUGCAAAAUCACCGUGGAUCACUGUGAUUCUGACAUAAUCACCGUGAUACCAAACAUAGAAUUAAUUGUCAGAUGUGCAUAAUUUAAGUUCCUAGCUAUUCAGAGCUGUUUUUGUGUUAGUUUCUUAAUUUUGACACUAUGAAAGUAGGAUUGCUUGAUUCAGUGCAUGUUUGGUAUCACGGUUCUUUUUAGGUGUAUAACUGUAUAAGUCUUUGAGUGAUGAUUUUAUGUGAAAUUUAGACAUGGAAAGGUAUUCAGAGUCAAAGGUACUUCCUCGAAACUUGCCGAUUUUGGUUGAGGUAUCGCCGCACACGGCCACUAAAAGAGAGGUGGGUCAGAGUCAGAGACUAAAUGGGCAGGAGUUUUCAAAUGCUAGGUGGAUUUCAGCAAGAGAAUUGAAUCAGUUGUCGCAGGCAAGGGAUGUGCCUAUGACACGUUUGGCCUCGAUUAGAGAAGUGGCGCAGUUGUCGAAUGCACGAAUAUUAUUGGUUAGAGAUGAUAUGGAAUUUGAUACUCGAGAGUCUCCAGAAUCUAUCUCCUUUGAGCCUACUAGAACAUGGAAAGGAAAGCAUUCUUUAUCUGAUGGAGAAGAUCUGAUGUAUGAUGUAGACACAUUGAAGGGUAGCAGCGAUUCGUUUGAGGAUGGUGAUCCGAGUUUAUUUGCUGGUGCUAGUCAUCCACCAGAACCUGUUGAUACAGAUCUUAUGAGAACGGUUUAUGUACCGAUAGGUCAGAACAAAUCUGAGGCCGGAUGCUUAAUUAAGAACUUGUCCGUGAAGGGCCCUUUCUUGGAAGAUCUCUCGAUCCGUGUUCCCGCGAAGAAACCAAGUCAAUUUGUUCUUUCCCCUCAAGGAAGUCUGGUUGAAGAACUAAACGACACUGGGAACGUAUCCUCGCCUUUUGCAGGUUCUCGAGUAUCUCAGAAUACUGAGAACUCUCUCCUCGCUCCAGAUUCCGAGGAAAAGGAAUGUGUUUGGGAUGCUUCUUUGCCUCCUACUCCUAGUGGCAAUGUCAGCCCACAUAGUAGUAUCGAUAGUAUUGGUGUUGUCAAGGCAAUGAGCAUUGCAAAUAGUUGUGCUAGUACUUAUCGGAGUGAUGCAAUGACCAGUGACGGCAUGCUUAGUUUAGAUAGGAACUUUGAUAGCACUAAGGGUAGUGUAAGGGGUGAUUCACUUGAAAGUGCAAAAACUAGUGCAAGUCGUGCAAGUGAUAGUAGUGGCCUCAGCGAUGACAGUAACUGGAGCAACCUUACUGGUAGUGCAAAUAAGCCUCACAAAGGAAACGAUCCCAGGUGGAAUGCUAUCCUUGCCGUCCGAUUACGAGAUGGAAUUUUGGGCAUGAGUCACUUUCGAUUACUCAAACGACUUGGAUGUGGUGACAUUGGUAGUGUAUAUCUCUCGGAGCUGAGUGGAACUCGGUGUUAUUUCGCAAUGAAAGUUAUGGACAAGGCAUCCCUAGCAAGCAGAAAGAAGCUGACUAGAGCACAGACUGAGAGAGAGAUAUUGCAGUUGCUGGAUCAUCCAUUUCUUCCAACUUUGUAUACGCAUUUUGAGACCGACCGAUUCUCCUGUUUGGUAAUGGAAUAUUGUCCUGGGGGUGACCUACACACUUUAAGGCAGCGGCAACCAGGGAAACAUUUCUCUGAAUAUGCUGCACGCUUCUAUGCUGCCGAGGUCCUGCUUGCUCUCGAAUAUCUUCACAUGCUUGGAGUUGUGUACAGAGACCUUAAACCUGAAAAUGUGUUGGUACGAGACGAUGGUCACAUAAUGCUCUCAGAUUUUGAUCUUUCACUCAGAUGUACUGUUUUACCUACUCUUGUUAGAGGUUAUGAUGGCGACCCUUCAAAACGAGCUGGUGGUGCAUUCUGUGUUCAGCCUGCUUGUAUUGAGCCAACAUCAGUAUGCAUACAACCUGCAUGUUUUAUUCCUCGGCUCUUUCCUCAGAAAAACAAGAAAUCGAGGAAACCAAGAGCUGAACCUGGGUUUCCUUCCAGCAGACUUCCAGAGCUUGUUGCCGAGCCUACUGCUGCUCGAUCUAUGUCCUUCGUUGGCACCCAUGAAUACCUUGCUCCUGAAAUUAUCAAAGGAGAAGGUCAUGGAAGUGCGGUUGAUUGGUGGACAUUCGGAAUAUUCUUGCAUGAACUUUUAUAUGGUAAAACCCCUUUCAAAGGGUCAGGAAACCGUGCCACACUUUUCAAUGUAGUAGGUCAGCAGCUCAAAUUUCCAGAGUCACCUGCAACCAGUUACGCCAGCAGGGAUUUGAUCCGCGGCUUACUCGUGAAAGAGCCACAACAUCGUCUUGGGGUUAAGAGAGGUGCAACCGAGAUAAAGCAGCAUCCUUUCUUUGAAGGUGUGAACUGGGCAUUGAUUAGGUGUAGCACACCACCAGAAGUGCCAAGACCAGUGGAAAAUGAGCCACCACCGCCGCCACCUAUGAAGGUCGGACCACCAAUUGACACUGUUGGAAUUGGCAGUACUAGUAAGAGGAUGUCAGGUAAUAAUGAAAUGAAGUCCGGGGGUAAAUAUCUUGAUUUUGAGUUCUUUUAGUUUGUAUUCCUAAAUCUACCAUUUAUUGUAUUUGCCAUAAUUGGUUAUUUUCGCAUCAGCUGCUCAGUAUUACCAUGUUAGCUCAGCUUAUCUGUUUUGUAGUAAAAUUCCAUUUCAGUUGGAAAUAUGAUAUUCCAAGAUUAGAUUAGGUUGGAUCUCUUUGUCUCAUCUCAGAAUACUUAUGGAUAAUCACUCCAUAAUUAAGUAUUGCUAUACAAAAUAUGAGAAUUAUUAAUCUUCGAUUCA
Messenger RNA from Trifolium pratense (red clover), 3039 nucleotides. RefSeq names its product serine/threonine-protein kinase D6PK-like. Gene Ontology annotation, molecular function: ATP binding; protein serine/threonine kinase activity. NCBI's taxonomy places the organism in Eukaryota, Viridiplantae, Streptophyta, Magnoliopsida, Fabales, Fabaceae. Gene Ontology annotation, biological process: protein phosphorylation. The record is from RefSeq and is a predicted model, not a curated record. The transcript has 3 exons. Gene Ontology annotation, cellular component: cytoplasm; nucleus; plasma membrane. Bases 490 to 2793 code for a protein of 767 amino acids.